AACAUGACUCCUAGAGAAUUACAAAAAUACGAAGUUCUCUUUUCUCCUUUCGUUCUCUUCUUUUUGAUUUUGACUUGGUUGGCAGGGUCAGGGCCUUUCUCGCUGGGCGAGCGCAUCCGAUUGAUUCUAAAGUCCUUUCCUAAACCACUUCCCGUUCAGUUGCUGAAAGAUAGAGAGAACCUUUCUAAAUGAGAUUGAGUUCCACGAAUAUGCAAGCUAGAAAGAUGCUAUUUGCUGCUAUUCCAUCUAUUUGUGCAUUUAGUUCAAAGAAGAUCUCAAUCUAUAAUGAAGAAAUGAUAGUAGCUCGUUGUUUUAUAGGCUUCAUCAUAUUCAGUCGGAAGAGUUUAGGUAAGACUUUCAAAGUGACUCUCGACGGGAGAAUCCAGGCUAUUCAGGAAGAAUCGCAGCAAUUCCCCCAUCCUAACGAAGUAGUUCCUCCGGAAUCUAAUGAACAACAACGAUUACUUAGGAUCAGUUUGCGAAUUUGUGGGACCGUAGUAGAAUCAUUACCAAUGGCACGCUGUGCGCCUAAGUGCGAAAAGACAGUGCAAGCUUUGUUAUGCCGAAACCUAAAUGUUAAGUCAGCAACACUUCCAAAUGCCACUUCCUCCCGUCGCAUCCGUCUUCAGGACGAUCUAGGCACAAAGUUUAACUUAUUAGUUAGGAGGAAAUUUUGCCCCCAGUGUAUCUCGAAAGCAGAAAAAAUAGAACUCAUUCGAGAGAGCUUGGUGGUCUUAAGAAUAAAUAAGACGAAUAGAAUCUAAUUCAUGUUCAUGCUAACAGAAGAGCGGAUCCAAUACAAUG
This is a messenger RNA of Arachis stenosperma, 804 nucleotides long. RefSeq names its product ATP synthase protein MI25. Bases 189 to 764 code for a protein of 191 amino acids. Gene Ontology annotation, biological process: proton motive force-driven ATP synthesis. The transcript has a single exon. NCBI's taxonomy places the organism in Eukaryota, Viridiplantae, Streptophyta, Magnoliopsida, Fabales, Fabaceae. The record is from RefSeq and is a predicted model, not a curated record. Gene Ontology annotation, molecular function: proton transmembrane transporter activity.